Molecule: messenger RNA, 2406 nt
Organism: Naegleria fowleri
Lineage: Eukaryota; Heterolobosea; Eutetramitea; Acrasida; Naegleriidae
Exons: 1
Coding region: 1-2406 (801 amino acids)
Source: RefSeq, a predicted model, not a curated record
AUGGCACCCAAAAAGCAAACCAAAAAAAAGGACGCUGAAGAAACAAACGAAGAAAAGGAAAUGACAACAUCAGAAGAAGCUCAAUCCGAUAAUGAUAUGAAGGUUGAUUUAAAUUUGAGUGAUACAGAGAUGGAAGAGGCUUCAUCAAAAUCAAAGGCUUCAUCAUCUUCGAAAACAAAGAAGGAAGAUUCGAAAAAGAAGACCGCAACUUCAUCCAAAUCAUCAUCAUCGAAGAAAGAAUCAAAGAAAGAAUCAAAGAACAAGGAUGGAGUUUUUAAAGGUUUAGAUUUUCUAGUUGGUAUCUCCGAUGAAACUACUGGUGCUGAUAGUAGUGAUGCAAUCACUGAGUCAUUGAGCAACGAAGGUGGAAAUGUUAUGAAGAAGAUCUCCGAUAAAAUCAAAUACUUGGUAUUUUUGAAAGGAAAACCAGCAACCUAUAAGAAUGCAAAAGAGAAAGGUAUCAAGAUUGUAAAUCCACUAUGGGUCAAAGAUUGUAUCUCAAAGAAGAAAAUUCUUGAAGUAGAAUCCAAGUAUGAACCAGAAGAACCUGAAUCAGGAAAGAGAAAGAAAGAUGAUGAUAAUGAAAAGAAGAAGAAUAAUUCAAAGAAGAAGGAAACUAAGAAAAAAGAAGAUGAAAACAAGGAUGAUGGAGAAGAAGAAGAAGAUUCUGAAACAAAGGAACCCGAAAAUAAGAAGAAGAAGACUGAAAGUUCAUCAUCAAAAUCAAAGGCUUCAUCAUCAAAAGCUUCUAAAUCAACAGAAGAAGAAGAUGGAAAGAAGAAAUCUUCCAAGCCAACUUCCAAGACUUCAACUAAAGAUGACAAGGACAAGGAAAAGAAAUCUUCAGACAAAGAAACUUCAGAAAAGAAAACUGACACCAAGAAAGAUCCAAAGUCCAAGAAGACUGAUACAACGAAAAAGAAGGAAGAAGAAAAGAAAGAUGAGAAAGAGAAGAGUGAAACAAAGAAAAAGGAUGAGACAAAGAAGCCCAAAGAUGAAAAGAAAAAGGAUGACAAGAAACUAAAAAGACCACCUUCUGCUUAUAAUCUCUUUAUGGCUGAUAAGAAGAAAGAAAAUAAGUCAACUGAAUUAUCAGAAAUUUCAAAUAUGUGGAAGGAACUCUCUGAAGAUAAAAAGAAAUCCUACGUUGAACAAGCUGAGAAGCUAAAAGAAGAAUAUUUGAAGAACAAUCCAGAUGCAGGAAAGAAAACUUCAAAACCAAAGAAGGAAGUUUAUGAAGGGGAAUCUGAUGAAGAUGAAGAAGACGAUGAAUAUUUUGAUAAUGAUGGAGCAGAUGCAAUUGAUGAUGAAGGCCAUGUUACAAGAUUUGAUUUUACAGGGUUUGAUAUUCAAGCACCAAUUUGUGAGAUUAAGAAACCUCCAAAAGGAAAAUAUGUUUUGGAAAUGUCAUCAGUUGCAGAGAGUGACAAAAUCAAAAUAAUUUCUGCAAUGCAAGAGAAAGUUUUGGUUGAACCAAAAGAUGGAGAAUCACCAAAACUUGAUGAAAAAUCUUCUAAACCCAGAAUGAAGAGACUUUUAGCAGAUUUCAGCUGGGCAACUACAUGUGAUCCACACACUAUGAACUUUGAAGAAUAUAAUGGUCAAUAUUUCACUCAUUUAAUUGUUCCAAAGGAAGAGAAAACAAGAAGAACGAUUAAGAUAUUAUUUGCUAUUGCAUUUGGUGCUCACAUUGUUAAUGUGGAUUGGUUCUACGCAUGUGAAAAGGAAGGUAAAAAGGUUAAUGAGACUCCAUACCUCGUUGAUGUCUCUCCUGCAUGUGAAAAAUCAAGAGCCAUUCUAUUAAGUGAAGAAGAAAGAAUGAAGAGAAAACCAAGAAGGUCAAAAUCAGGUGAUGAAGAUGACGAUAUGGAAGAUGAAAAGAAAGGUCCUUCUAAAUUACUUGCAGAUACAAAAAUAAUAGUUUCUUCCUGUACGAAUCCUCCUGCAAAAUAUUUGAAGAGAUUGAUUGAAUUGUUGGGCGGAUCAGUUGUUACAAGUGCAAGAACUGCGUCAUAUCAUAUUCUUUCCAAAGAUGAAAAGUUUAAAGAACCAAAGGUUAAAUCUUUGACUGUGGAAUUGGAGGGUGGUCAUACCAUCGAAAAGGUACCAGAUCCUGUCAUUGGUGUAACUGAGAAAUGGCUACUUGACGCAAUAACUAAUUACGAAAUUCCUUCAGAUGUAACACCUUACCUUGUGGAGAUAGAAAAAGAGGAAUCUCCAAAACCAACUUCUAAGAAAUCUGCUAAAUCUACCCCUAAGUCAUCAUCUAAGAAGACCUCUUCCUCAGCUGAGGAAAAGAAGGACGACAAGAAGAAGAAAGAAUCUCAAGAUAAAAAGAAUGACGACGAUGAUGCAACAGAUGAUGACAAAGCUCAAAUGGAUGUUGAUGAAGAAGUGACUUAUUAA